Molecule: messenger RNA, 2210 nt
Organism: Bradysia coprophila
Lineage: Eukaryota; Metazoa; Arthropoda; Insecta; Diptera; Sciaridae
Gene: nAChRalpha2
Product: nicotinic acetylcholine receptor alpha2
Biological process (GO): monoatomic ion transmembrane transport
Cellular component (GO): postsynaptic membrane
Molecular function (GO): transmembrane signaling receptor activity; acetylcholine-gated monoatomic cation-selective channel activity
Source: RefSeq, a predicted model, not a curated record
GGCGAAAUCUCCAACUAACUAAAUUUGCUCAGUACCAUUUUCGACUCAUGGCGGUGAUGAACGUGUCCGAAAAUAAAUGAUUGUUUCGAUUGUAAAAAAAAUAUUGACUGAAUUUGGUGCGGUUAAAUUGUUCAUCCGUGGAACAUGCAUCUGAAAAUGAAAAUAACCGAAAAAUCGCCAGAGGCAAAAUGAGACUGUGUUCGAAAUUGCAUUUUUGCACGGCGAUUGAUUGAAUAACGAUUGAAUGACUGAAUUGUGAAUGAAAAAAAAAAUGAAUAAUUACAUUUUGGGCAUAGUACUUUUGAUGGUAUGCCAAUGUUUUCUGGUGGCAGAAUGUAAUCCAGAUGCUAAACGAUUGUAUGACGAUCUGUUGAGUACAUACAAUCGACUAAUACGACCAGUGAGCAAUAAUACCGAAACUGUUUUGGUUAAGUUGGGCUUGAGACUGUCUCAGUUAAUUGACUUGAAUUUAAAAGAUCAAAUCUUAACAACGAACGUCUGGCUCGAGCACGAAUGGCAGGACUACAAAUUGAAAUGGGAUCCUUCAGAAUAUGGUGGUGUAACGGAAUUGUACGUUCCAUCCGAACACAUCUGGCUACCUGAUAUUGUGUUGUAUAAUAAUGCAGAUGGCGAGUACGUGGUUACAACACUAACUAAAGCGGUACUACAUUACACUGGUAAGGUGGUAUGGGUACCACCUGCUAUUUUCAAAUCAUCCUGUGAAAUUGAUGUCCGUUAUUUUCCGUUCGAUCAACAAACGUGCUUUAUGAAAUUUGGCUCCUGGACGUAUGACGGCGACCAGAUUGAUCUGAAACACAUCAGCCAGAAGAAAGACGAUGACAACAAAGUGGAGCUGGGUAUUGAUCUGCGAGAAUUUUAUCCUAGCGUUGAAUGGGACAUAUUAGGCGUGCCAGCUGAACGACAUGAGAAAUACUAUCCGUGUUGUGCUGAGCCAUAUCCUGAUAUUUUCUUCAACAUAACUCUCCGCCGCAAAACUCUGUUCUACACUGUCAAUUUAAUCAUUCCUUGUGUUGGCAUUUCCUAUCUGUCGGUACUCGUAUUCUAUCUACCCGCAGAUUCCGGCGAAAAAAUUGCACUUUGCAUUAGCAUUCUUCUGUCGCAAACGAUGUUCUUUUUGCUGAUAUCCGAAAUUAUACCAUCUACGUCACUAGCACUGCCAUUACUCGGUAAAUAUCUUCUGUUCACAAUGGUACUGGUCGGGCUGAGCGUCGUAGUUACGAUCAUAAUAUUGAACAUUCACUAUCGAAAACCGAGUACGCACAAAAUGGCGCCAUGGAUCCGAAAGUUUUUCAUCAAAUUUCUGCCCACCCUAUUGCUGAUGCGCGUGCCAAAAGAUUUGCUUCGCGAUUUGGCGGCCAAAAAAAUCAACUACGGCAACAAGGUGAAGAAAUCGAAAUUCGGCGCUGCCCUAGCAGCCGAAAUGCAAAUCAAUUCGGGCGGUUCCAGUCCGGAUUCGAUUCGACGAAUGCAGGGCCGUGGUGGAUGUAACGGAUUGCACAGUACAACGGCAACGAAUCGAUUCAGCGGUCUGAUGGGUGCUUUGGGCGGAGGAUUGGGAAAUUUGGGCGGUUACAAUGGAUUGCCGUCGGUUAUGUCCGGUUUGAAUGAGUCGUUGAGUGAUGUGGCACCGCGAAAAAAAUAUCCAUUCGAAUUGGAAAAGGCUAUUCAUAACGUUAUGUUCAUACAGCAUCAUAUACUUCGUCAAGACGAAUUUAAUGCGGAAGAUCAAGAUUGGGGUUUUGUGGCAAUGGUAUUGGAUCGCCUAUUUUUGUGGUUGUUCAUGUCCGCAUCCGUAUUGGGAACGUUUGUAAUUUUAGCCGAAGCACCAGCUCUGUACGACGACACGAAGCCAAUUGAUGUGGAAUUAUCAGUCAUUGCUCAACAAAUAUACAAUUUGACUCUUAAUAAUAAACAUAAAUAAAAACACGGAUUUAACCAGGGCCGAUCGAUCGUCCUCUUUGGUCUGAACUUAUCUGAACAAUCGAUAAAAUAAUAAAAUUCUGGAAAUGAAAAGAUAAAUUGCCAAAAGUUAACUUAAUCCAUGAUAACGUAGAAUAUUUGUAAGAGUUGAUAAAAUAUCACUUCAACCAUCAAUUAGCCGAAUUAUAAGUUGAUAAGAACUUUCGUAGCAUUCUAAUGAAACGUUGAGUUUGUUUGUUUUUUUAAAUUUAAAUAAAAUUUUAAAAUAU